Messenger RNA from Biomphalaria glabrata, 1297 nucleotides. Its product is annotated as myeloid differentiation primary response protein MyD88-like. Gene Ontology annotation, biological process: signal transduction. NCBI's taxonomy places the organism in Eukaryota, Metazoa, Mollusca, Gastropoda, Planorbidae. The transcript has 5 exons. Bases 298 to 948 code for a protein of 216 amino acids. The record is from RefSeq and is a predicted model, not a curated record.
AUGAAAGGUGUAGGUUACUGGCAAGUCUUAAUGGUAAACUUAACCAGACUUCAGCACAUCUCACUUCACUGUGUGUAGAUGUGUAGACAUUGUUUAGCAAAUUUCCGAAGUAGGCCUACUGUCCUGUGUCUAUAUAUAUAGAUAGACAGAUCUAGAUCUAGAUGUAGAUCUGUUGUUGUGUUCGUCUUAUUCUGACCAGAGUGUGAUCAUGAGCUCUUGUUGACUAGUGGAUUUACUGCAGAGUCUAUACAAGCACGCUUAGAUUUGUAUUUUAUUUCUGGUGUUGACAACAUUUCAAUGGGCAGAAAAUCAAAGUCUUCUGUUACAGUCUAUCAACCAGAUCUUGACGGAGACAAUGGUGAAGACGGGGAAGCAGACCUCACCAUGGAUGACGUAGAGGUCUCCCAGCUAACCAGCGGAACCACAUCUUCAAGGAACACAAGCCCACAAAACCACGAGGUGGAGACACUAAGUGACCCAUUCCUACACACGAAUGACAUGCUUUCGAUCUUCGAUGGCCCAGGUAAAUUCCGAAUGUACUACUCCGCAUACCUAUGCUGUGCACAGAAAGACCUGUCCUCCUUUGGGCUUCCAUUUCAUGCCAUGCUUGAGAAAAUUGGAUUCAAAAUCUUCCUCCCACCUCGAGAUCUUGUCAUCACUGGCCCCAUGUACGAGAAUAUGGCGAGGGCCUUAGAAGAGCGGUGCAACGGGAAAAUUAUCAUCGUCCUCUCCUGCAACUACCUGGACUCGGAGGAAUGUUUGUUUCUUACAUACUUCGCCAGAGUCUUGGAUCCAGACGCAAGGUACAGAAAUCUGAUCCCAGUUCAAAUCGACAAAGAAAUCGGCGACGUGCCAAGCGUACUUAAAGGCAUGUCCAUCAUACGAUAUAAUCAAGCUUUCCGUCUCGGCUGGUUGAAACAGAAGUUGAUAGACGCCAUUGCUGCCUGACAGCUGGAUGAAAAGGGGAGACAAAAAGACAUUGUGUAUUGGACCUAUUUUCCACGAGCAGUGAUUUCCCUUUGCUUCACAAAUGGAAACGAUUGAUUUAAAUGUGUGGUUGAAAAUUAAAAUUUAAAAGCUUUGAUGUGAUGUGUUCAUGAGACUUUAUUCUUAAUAUAUAUAUAUGAUAUGAAUCAUGACUUUUCAGUAUUGUCUAUAUGUGUACAUAAUUGUAAUAUAGUAAGGUAAUAAGUAUUUAGACUCUGCCUAUUUUUAAAAUAUCCAGAGAUGUAAACAUGUGCUUUAAGUAUUAAAAAAGCAUGUGUCCAAUAAAUAUAAUAAAAUUGUUGUAUUUUAA